GCCGCUUCUCCUGCUCCGGCCAACCCUACUUCGGCCGCUUCUCCUGCUCUGGCGAACCCUACUCCGACCGUUUCUCCUGCUCCGGCGAACCCUACUCCGGUCGCUUCUCCUACUCCGGCCGCUUCUCCUACUCCGGCUGCUUCUCCACCGGCGAACACAGAAGACCCUCCCGUUGCACCUCCUUCCCGGUCUUCCACUAGAGGGGAAGCACCUUCUUCUGAACGAGGAGAAAAUCCGGAGGAAAUUGGGUCGAAUCAUGGUGACGCUCUCACAUCUCAAGAACAUAAUACUGUAGAGGGUGAGGAGAUGGCUGGUGGAGCAAUAAAACCAGACUUGUUUUACUUCCAACCGGCCGAGUAUGGGAAGCCCUGUAAGCUCUCCUCAAGGUGUUAUCAAAAAGAUUUCAUCAUGUUGAUUAAAGACUUUGAUGCAAGGGAGAAGAUGUGGUUUUAUGGGCACCCACAGUUCAAGCAUAUUUUCCAUAUGGAGUACUCAUCAAGGAGAAAGGUCAUGGGAUUGUGGAUGUUGUUGCUUCGCACUGUAAAAGUCGACAAGAAGAGACAGGCUUGGUUUGUGGUAAAUGGGAUUCCCAUUCGUUACUCUAUCAAAGAACAUGGCCUCUUAUCAGGACUAUACUGCCACACAUAUCCAGAGAACUAUGAGAGCAUGGGGAGUUUGAGAUUUGCUAAGAAGUACUUUCAGAAACCACCAAAGAAGAAAGGUGAGGAUCCUCCUGAACUAAGAGUGACACCGGCUGACGUCCUAAAGAAGCUAAAGAAGAUGAAUUAUGAUGAUAUUAUGAUCGGUUGAGGAUGGCAGUACUUUACUUCUUGGCCACAGUCAUUUUUGGAAGAUCAAGGCCUGGAACCCCUAUAUCCCAUUUUCUUCUCCGAAUGGUUAAUGAUCUUCAGUUGUGUCACAUGUUUCCAUGGGGGCGUUUCACCUUUGACGACUCCCUGAAUGAGAUAAAGCAUAUGGUGAAGCAUUUUCGAGGAAAGAUCCCAGUUGAAAAGGCUUCUUGGACAUUUCCUGGGUUUAGCAUUCCACUGGAGAUAUUGGCAUUUGAAAGUAUCCAAGUGCUGAAGAAAAAUUUUAGAGAAGAUGCUGAAAUUAGAGAAAUUGAUGAUAGCUGUCCAAGAAUGUGCAAGUCGAGGUUCUUAGGGAAUGGGACGUCAGGAUAUGCAUUGGAAGAGAUAUAUGCGAAGCUUGGAGAAACAAAG
Molecule: messenger RNA, 1220 nt
Organism: Raphanus sativus (radish)
Lineage: Eukaryota; Viridiplantae; Streptophyta; Magnoliopsida; Brassicales; Brassicaceae
Exons: 3
Coding region: 307-810 (167 amino acids)
Source: RefSeq, a predicted model, not a curated record